AUGGGUAACAGGCACGAGGACCUCGUCGACAGCAUACGCGACGACCAACAGCCAAACAACUCGGGAGGCUCCGAGCAAACUUCGAAACAACGAAGGGCAGAAUUCAUUCGUCAGGCUUCGCUGCCAUUUGUUAAGCGCAAUCGAUCAAGCUAUCGCAGCAAAUCUUCGUCUGAUAACCAGACCUCGACGCUGGACGAUCAAGCUGGCAAAACUAUCCACAACAUUGACGAAGCCGAGGCGGACGAUGCUAUCGACGUUGACCAAGCCGAUGGUGACGAGGGCCCUGUACUUCAUACACGGUGGCUGCGCACCCUUGACUCUGGCAAAGGGUGGGAGUCUUUCUCUGUCAAGGAUAGCCGCAAUCUCGAGUCUGCGUGGAAAACGUGGACACAACAGAGUGGCGGUAACGUUGAACUCCCGAGUCUGCCCGAGACAGAUGGCAAGGUUCAAGCUGGCGAAGUCAAAGGCUCCAUAGACGAAUGGCAGGCUCCAGAUCCCGAUGCAGACGACGUCUCACACAAGGUUGCCGUGACCUCUGAUCGACUCUAUGAUGCCGAUCUUACCACAUUCUCCAUCACUCCCGUCUUCUGGAAAGGGCCUGCGCUCCGUAUUACACGUGCAAGCUGGUUCUUUGAGUCCACUAAGCUAUCGCCCUGCUCUACAGCGCUUGCCGCCGAGCUCGAGUCUCACUUUCAGACGCUUCGUCCCUGGCUUCCCUCUUACACUGAUGAGCUCAAGUCUUCCGUCUCCCUAGGUGCCGAGGCCGAGGCCAAGCUCAAGUGUAAUCUUAAGACGCUCAAAAACAGUUACGUCAUCUUCCAGGGUCCUAGACUUGCUCGUCUCUAUCAGGAAGGCUUUUCCAAUCGCUUAUCCAAGCAAUUCUUCACUGCCUGGAGCGGUGAGCACAGCGGAGGACAGCUUCUGAUUCGCGGGUAUCAGACACAAGCUCAACUCACGGACAUCAGGUCAGGCUCUAGCGCCUCCAAAUCGUCAAUGCGUCGUGUCAGGUCAAAGAGAGGGUCCUUCGCGUCCGAGAAGCAGGCGCCUGUACCCAGGGUGGCCGGCGAAGGCACCUCGGAACUUAAGAGCCGCUUGGCUGAAGCGCUGCAAGAUGAUGACGACCAUAUCGAUCCGAUCGUCGUCGACGAUGCAGAAACCACCGACGUCAAGAUUUCCGCCGAGCGAGCUGGUACACAGAAUUCCGAUCACGUGCCUGGCGGCCUCGCUACAAGAGCUUCACAAGCCUCGUUGAACAUCGACAAAACCCACAUUGAAGCCUCGCCGUCCAAGUUCGGUGCAAAGGCCACCCUGCGCACCUUGUCUGUAAUGGCAGCUGGAGGCAUGACGUCUACAUCGGCACCGGCCAAUGAGCUGCUGCGAUCGGUUGCUUCGCGACUCGGUGUUUGGAGUGGCGAUGACGCCUCUGCUUCUUCAACCCACGAGUCUCUAGACUCGGAUUCGCAGAGAGAAGCAGGAAUCUUGACCCCAUCGCAACAGGAUGAUAUCAGCGAGUCGUUCAAGGAAGCACAGCGCAGGGUACAAGACGACCUUCCAGCGCAGCCUCCGAGCGCUGCAGAAAAGCAGCGAGACAAGCAGACAGAUGAGGCCGACGACCAGGACGCUGACGUGGAUUGGGAUGAUCCGGAUGCAUUCGACGAUGAGCAAGAGCGAAGCGAGGCGCAAGCUGAAAGUGAGAGGCCUCCCGAACUUCUGCUUGCCAUUCACGGUAUCGGUCAGAGGCUUGCUGGAGAGUGGAAGAGUUUCGACUUCACCCUGGCUAUCAACACAUUCCGCGCUCUGCUGCAGACUCGCAUCGACACAUCCAGGACGCCGAGCGAGAUUGGCGGACGUGGAUUGAGCGGUCUGGCUGCUAAGCGCCGCGUUCAGAUUCUACCAGUCCUUUGGCAGACUGGCUUCCAUCAGAUGGAAGACGACGAGCGGUGGGCGGACCAAGACUCUGAUGCUGAAGAUCCAGACUCAAUCAUGUACGACAACGGUCUCGAGCUCGAGAUGGAUCACAUCUUUGGCGACGACGGCAUCCCCAUUGUGCGGACGCUGGUCAAGGAUGUACUGAUGGAUAUUCCCAUGUACCUCUCCCAACACAAGGCUCACGUUAUCCGGUCAGCAAUGCUGCAAGCAAAUCGACAGUAUCGUCUCUUUGUCAAGCGCAACCCCGAAUUCGAAAUCAAGAAAGGGCGAGUUCACAUCGUAGCUCAUAGUCUUGGUACAGUGAUUACGUCAGAUUUGCUCUCGCAGCAACCGGAUCGGGUGCCUCCUGUCAAGGAUUUGAGCCCCGAAGAGGUGCAAGAAGCAGUUGGCAAACGCCUCUUGUUCAACACGCACAGCUUUUUCGCCGUCGGAGCACCCGUGGCUCUUUUCUUUGUGCUGCACCGCGCACAAUUAAUCGCCCGCAGUGGAGUAGUGCGCUCCAGUCGCUUUGUACGGGACGAGCCGGGCAUCACACUGAACGGCGAAGGCAGGUUCGGUUGCCUUGCCGUGACCAGCUUUUACAACAUUUGGAACCAGUACGAUCCUGUGGCUACGCGGGCAAGUCCGUGUGUCGAUGUGCAGUACGCAAAGCAGCUCAAGCCGGUGCCUCUCAAUAAGGCGAUUCGCAGCAUUCUGCGAGCCGACCCCGAGGCCGAAAACCACGACAUCGCCGAGGAUGGCGGCACGUGGUCGUUCGGCUCUGGCAACGCUGCUGACCCGGAUGCAAGAGUAGCCAAGCGCAAGGCAGCGGCCGUCAAACGCACCAAAGGCUUCUUUGGAACGUGGAGUCGCAGGACGGAGGCAGCAACCGCUCCACGUAAGACGCAAGCAGUGGAGGAAGACGAUGGCGAGAAGAUAGGCGACGACGACAGCGCCUUGCGCUCCAGCAUGGACGUGUCAGAGACCGAAGAGGCCAGAGAAGCGCGUACAGAGGCCGAGAGUCUGCGAUCCAAGUUUGCAGCCAAAGCACGCGAGGAGGAAGAUCGCAAGGAGGAGCGGAAGCGUAUCGCCGAUGAAGAGAGGAAGAAAGGAAUCAGCGCCAAACGUCAGGCGCGGGCCGAAGCUCGACUGCGUGCGCUCAACCCUCUUCAUCGAAUCGAUUUCUACAUGCCUGUGGAAGGGUACAGCUUGCUCAGCUCGAUCAAUCAGUACGCUGAACUGAUGACCGCUCAUAUGAGCUACUGGACCAAGGUUGACUUUGCCGACUUUCUCAUCACUCAGCUCAUGGCGGACAGCGAUCGACUGGAGAGGAGCUUGGAGUAUCGUGACGUCGAGGGCUGGGAGUAA
Molecule: messenger RNA, 3276 nt
Organism: Mycosarcoma maydis (corn smut)
Lineage: Eukaryota; Fungi; Basidiomycota; Ustilaginomycetes; Ustilaginales
Exons: 1
Coding region: 1-3276 (1091 amino acids)
Cellular component (GO): cytoplasm
Molecular function (GO): glycerophospholipase activity; metal ion binding
Source: RefSeq, a predicted model, not a curated record